AUGCCAUGUACCCAUUAUCAUAUAAUUUUAUUGCCUUGUACCCAUUAUCAUAUAAUUGUGUUGCCAUGUACCCAUUAUCAUAUAAUUCUUUUGCCAUAUACCCAUUAUCAUAUAAUUCUUUUGCCAUGUACCCAUUAUCAUAUAAUUCUUUUGCCAUGUACCCAUUAUCAUAUAAUUCUUUUGCCAUGUACCCAUUAUCAUAUAAUUCUUUUGCCAUGUACCUAUUAUCAUAUAAUUCUUUUGCCAUGUACCCAUUAUCAUAUAAUUCUUUUGCCUUGUACCCAUUAUCAUAUAAUUCUUUUGCCAUAUACCUAUUAUCAUAUAAUUCUUUUGCCAUGUACCCAUUAUCAUAUAAUUCUUUUGCCAUGUACCCAUUAUCAUAUAAUUCUUUUGCCAUGUACCCAUUAUCAUAUAAUUCUUUUGCCAUGUACCUAUUAUCAUAUAAUUCUUUUGCCAUGUACCUAUUAUCAUAUAAUUCUUUUGCCAUGUACCCAUUAUCAUAUAAUUCUUUUGCCAUGUACCCAUUAUCAUAUAAUUCUUUUGCCAUGUACCCAUUAUCAUAUAAUUCUUUUGCCAUGUACCUAUUAUCAUAUAAUUCUUUUGCCAUGUACCCAUUAUCAUAUAAUU
Messenger RNA from Lottia gigantea (owl limpet), 627 nucleotides. RefSeq lists its product as hypothetical. The annotation marks the transcript as partial. Lineage: Eukaryota; Metazoa; Mollusca; Gastropoda; Lottiidae. The transcript has a single exon. The record is from RefSeq and is a predicted model, not a curated record.